AUGAAGAAGUCUCAAACUCUACCACAAACUCCUGAGAGCGAUUACGAGGGCACUCAAAGACAAAGCAUCGUAAUUCCUUCCAAACACAUCACCAUAGCAAAUAGCUUCGAAAAGAAAGAACACUCCUGGUUUAUCACUUCUCAUGUCCCAACAGACCUAACAAUUCAAGUUCAAGAUGUCACCUUUAACGUUCACAAGUAUCCCUUGAUAUCAAAAUGUGGCUACAUUGGUCGAUUGGAAUUUCAGCCUUCAAUUUCAAAUUUUGGCUAUGACCUCAAGCUUGAAAGCUUCCCAGCUGGAUCAGAAACCUUUGAAAUCAUUUUAAAAUUUUGUUAUGGUCUUCCAAUGGACUUGAACCCUAACAACAUAGCACCACUAAGAUGCGCCUCAGAAUUUCUAGAAAUGACAGAAGAUCUUCAAGAUGGAAAUCUCAUUUCUAAGACUGAAGCUUUUCUCACAUUUGUAGUCCUUUCUUCGUGGAAAGACACCAUUACUGUACUUAAAUCUUGUGAAACUCUAUCUCCAUGGGCUGAAAAUCUUCAAAUUGUCAGAAGGUGCUGUAACUCAAUUGCUUGGAAGACUUCCAGAGUAAACAUUGUCGGAGAUACAGACUGUCAAGAAGGCUGGUGGUUUAAUGAAGUGGCUACCUUUCGAAUAGAUCAUUUCAUGAGGAUUAUAACAGCAAUAAAGGCAAAGAGUACAAGACCAGAAGUUAUAGGUAAAUGUAUCAUGCACUAUGCAGAGAGAUGGUUGACAGGCAUGCAUGUGGAGUUUGAAGGACUAAGAGGAUACGGGUUCGGAAAAAAUGACCUCCAGUUCAGUGUAUUGAGUAGGUGUAAAGAGGAUGGGGGUUACGUACACAGCAAGGAGCAAAAAGCAAUUAUUGAAAGCCUAGUGAGCGUACUUCCUCCUCAAAAUGAAGCUGUUUCAUGUAAGUUCUUAUUGAGGAUGUUAAAGAUGGCCAUGCUGUACUCUGCAUCACCAGCUUUGAUUUCAGAGCUUGAAAAGAGAGUGGGGAUGAUGUUAGAAGAUGCCAAUGUGAAUGAUCUGUUGAUUCCUAGUUGCAAUAAUGCAGAUCAAGGGAAACUAGUUAAGAUUGUGGAAUAUUUCUUGAUGCAUGAGCAGCAAGGACAGCAACAGAAGACUGCUAGAAUCAAUGUUAGUAAGCUGUUAGACAACUACCUAGCAGAGAUUGCCGAAGACCCAAACCUCUCCAUAACCAAGUUUCAAAUAUUGGCUGAAUUACUGCCAGAAAAUGCAAGGACAUGUGAUGAUGGUCUCUACAGAGCCAUUGAUACCUACCUCAAGACCCAUCCUUCACUACCUGAGCAUAACCGGAGAAGGCUAUGUAGAAUAAUGAACUGUGAUAAACUAUCGCUUGACGCAUGCAUGCACGCUGCACAAAAUGAUCGACUGCCUAUGAGAACUAUUGUCCAGGUAAAUGUGCAGGUGCUUUUCUCAGAACAAGUAAAGAUGAGGACAGCGAUGCAAGAAAAAGAAUCACAAAGUGGCAAUAACUCUGAACAGGAAGGGAACCACUCAUCAACAGAUGCAGAGAUUAAGAAUCUAAAAGCAGAACUUGAGGAUGUAAAGAUAAAGAUGGCAGAGCUGCAGAGUGACUACUCUGAGCUGCAGCAAGAGUAUGAAAGGAUAGGCAGCAAGCAAAGGAAUGUGUCGGGUUGGAGUUUGGGAUGGAGAAAAAUUAAGAACUCCUUCCAUGCAAAAGUUGAGGGCAAUGAAACUGGAGAAGGCCAACAAAGACCCAACCCAGCUGGCAGAAGACCCCCCUCCAGACGAAGGUCAUCCAUGUCCUAAAUUAUAUUAAUCUAGGAAGCCAAGACA
Molecule: messenger RNA, 1842 nt
Organism: Prunus mume (Japanese apricot)
Lineage: Eukaryota; Viridiplantae; Streptophyta; Magnoliopsida; Rosales; Rosaceae
Source: RefSeq, a predicted model, not a curated record